AUGUCUGACGCCGGCCGCAAGGAUUUCUCUACCAAGGCUAAGGAGGAGAUCACUCCUGACUCCACCAAGUCCACCCAGCAGAAGGUCAAGGAGGGCUUCACCGACACCACUGACCGUGUCGCUCGCGGCUUCCAGACCGACGACAGCAAGAGCGCUCCUCAGGGGGCCUUCGACAAGACCCAGCGUGCCCACGACAAUGAGGCUCACGGCGGUGCCACCGGUUCCAUCGGCGACAAGGUCAAGGGUGCCCUCGGCAUGAACAACUAA
Molecule: messenger RNA, 267 nt
Organism: Penicillium daleae
Lineage: Eukaryota; Fungi; Ascomycota; Eurotiomycetes; Eurotiales; Aspergillaceae
Product: heat shock 9/12 family protein
Exons: 3
Coding region: 1-267 (88 amino acids)
Source: RefSeq, a predicted model, not a curated record